GAUCUUAUUUUCUUGCCAAUACCCUUUGAUAGAAAUGGAUGCAAGAUUCUUGUACCCCUUGGAGAGCUGUAAAAUCAUCCACUUGUUGAGACAUGGACAAGCGUUGCACAAUGUAGAAGCCGAGAAGGAUAGGAAUGCGUUGUUGUCUCCUCAUCUUUUUGACGCUCCACUUACUGAUCAUGGUCAUCAACAGGUUGAGAAACUCCGCGAACGCGUUGUCUCAAGCGGCCUACUAAAGAGGGUUGAGCUAGUUGUAACCUCUCCUUUGUUGAGAACUAUGCAAACCGCGGUUGGAGUUUUUGGAAAUGAAGAUAAACAACCAAAUAUGACGAGCAGCCCUACGAUUUUGGCACUUGAGGUUGCUCGAGACCGUAAUGGAGUCCGUCCUCCUGAUAUGAGAAGAAACGUGAGCGAGUAUCAAACUCUUUUUCCCAACAUUGAUUUCUCUCAGAUUGAAAGUGAAGAGGACAACCUAUGGAGACCCGAUGUUCGAGAAUCCGAAGAAGAGAUUUUGGCGAGAGGGUUAGAGUUCAUGAAAUGGCUAUGGAAGAGACCAGAGAAGGAGGUCGCAGUUGUUAGCCAUGGCAUUGUUUUGCAGCAUAUGUUGUAUGUGUUCGCAAACGAUUGUGAGGAGUCAAUUAGACAUGAACUUUGCAAGAGGUUUGCUAAUUGCGAAAUUCGUACUGUCGUGAUUGUAGACAAAGGGCUGGGCACUUCUUCCACGGAUAAUUGAUCACGGAGGAAAAUUUCAAAGAGUUUACCGAGUCUUUAUUAAAAAAUCAACAUUGAAGAAAUUACUUAUUAAUGAUUAAUUUUAUUAUUUUAUUCUUGAAGCUCAAUAUUGUUAAGUUUGAGCUUCGUUUUUUUUUUGCAUUUAUUUUUGGAACUGUAUUGA
Eutrema salsugineum is the source of this 895-nucleotide messenger RNA. RefSeq names its product phosphoglycerate mutase-like protein 1. The transcript is spliced from 10 exons. Gene Ontology annotation, cellular component: cytoplasm. NCBI's taxonomy places the organism in Eukaryota, Viridiplantae, Streptophyta, Magnoliopsida, Brassicales, Brassicaceae. The record is from RefSeq and is a predicted model, not a curated record. The coding region runs from base 35 to 733 and encodes 232 amino acids. Gene Ontology annotation, molecular function: phosphatase activity.